AAUCUUUGAACUCUGCCAAAUAUCAUCAAGCCCGCAACAUGGCUCCACCCUUCGCCAAGCUUGCCCUCGGCAGCGUGCUGCUCCUGCAGGUCGCCUUCGUGAUGGGCAACUCGCGCUGCCUGGAUGACAACUGCGAAUCCUGCAACGCCCGCAAGGGCACCCCCUGCUACAAGUGCCAGGAGGGCUACGUGCUGAAGGAAGAUUUGGGCAACUCGUACUGUGCAUGCGAGGAUCCGGCCUGCAACCUGUGCACUACCAACGGCACGUGCACCCAGUGCUUUGUGGGCUAUGGCCUGGACGAGGAGCAGUCGUGCCAGCCCUGCUCCGACAGCAACUGCUCCUGGUGCGGUGCCGACUACCAGACCUGCACCGAGUGCGCCAUGGGCUUCUCCCUUGUGGACGACAAGUGCGAGGCCUGCCCUGAGGGCUGCACCGCCUGCAACGGCACCCAGUGCACCGAGUGCGGCUACGGCUACAGCCUGCAGGAGGGCGAGUGUGUGGCCUGCGAGGACAAGAACUGCCGUACCUGCGCCGACCCCACGACCUGCGAUGAAUGCGCCCCUUCAUACGGCGACGUAAACGGCGAGUGCAAGCAGUGCACGGACCCCGUCUGCCUCACCUGUGACGGCAAGGCCUCUGUGUGCACCGAGUGCCGCGGCAACCGAUACGUGGCCGUGGACGGGAAGUGCGUGAUCACUUCGGAGGCGCGCCGCCGCUGAGUGAGCGCCCCGCUGCAAUCCCCCGACGCCCAGUCCAGUGUGCACCCAGGAGCGAAAGACAGACAGACAGCGACCGAGCGGCAGCGCCGUGUAGCAUAAAGUACAUCCCGUUCCUACACUUCCACAUCUAUUCAGUUCAUGUCAUGGACUCACCUGACUCAAGCCACUAUCCACUCAUUUUGUGCUGCCUACCACCUACCUGUCUUCCACCCAUCACUGGCCCCUUGUCACCAUCACCCUCUC
Molecule: messenger RNA, 962 nt
Organism: Chlorella variabilis
Lineage: Eukaryota; Viridiplantae; Chlorophyta; Trebouxiophyceae; Chlorellales; Chlorellaceae
Exons: 4
Coding region: 39-719 (226 amino acids)
Source: RefSeq, a predicted model, not a curated record